Molecule: messenger RNA, 765 nt
Organism: Eremothecium gossypii ATCC 10895
Lineage: Eukaryota; Fungi; Ascomycota; Saccharomycetes; Saccharomycetales; Saccharomycetaceae
Product: AGR294C-Ap
Exons: 1
Coding region: 1-765 (254 amino acids)
Source: RefSeq, marked provisional
AUGAAGUUCGACAAGGUGCAGGACGCGCUGGCGUACGUCAACGAGCAGCUGCGCCGCAAGGGCUUCCUGCGCGAGUCGGAGGCGCUCCGGCUGCGCCCGCACGCGGACGACGACGCCGGCCUGCUGCAGCUCGCGGACGACCGCCGCGCCAUCAACACCAUCAACAAGCUGCUCAAUCGCGUCGCCGCGCUCGAGGCCCAGCUGCGCGCGCAGGAGUCCCGCGUGCCCCGCGAGCGCUCUGCCCGCGACAGGAGCCCGCGCCGCUCGCCGCCGUCCCGCUCGCCGCCGCCGCGCUCGCCACCACCGCGCUCGCCGCGCUCACCGCCGCCGCGCUCGCCCGCCUCCGCGCCGGUAGGCCGCGCCCGCACCUUCCGCCCGGACCGUGCGGCUCAGGCCCAGCUCCGCCGCCUGCAGCUGCGCGUGGACCAGCUGCGCGAGCAGCUGCAUGCCGCGUCCCGCGCGGGCGGCCCCCCGGACGUCACGUGGGGCGCCCCGCUGCCGCUGCCCGACCCCGCCGCGGACCCGCCCGGCCCGCAGGCAGACCUCCCCACGGCCCUUGCCGAUCUGGCCCGCGAGCACACCGCCGCCGCCGCCGCGCUCCGCGACGCCAAGCUGCUGCUCGAGCACACAAACCGCUACGUCUACACCAAGUUCGUGCUGGGCCUGCGCCCGGAUCUGCCGCCGCCGCCACUGCCAGAGGACCCGGACCUGCGAGAGCUGCUGCGCGACUGGGACGAGAUCCGCGCGCUCUUGCCGCGGACCUAG